AUGUUCGCAUCUACCAACCCAAACACACGCUUCGCUUCAUCACGAGAGGCACCCAACGAGAAGCCAGAGAGAGACCCAGACUACGGUGACAGAAUGCCGCGCUUUGAGGGCAUCAACAUGGCAGAAGACCCAGCUGAGAGGGACACUGACACAGGCAACUGA
Cadophora gregata is the source of this 162-nucleotide messenger RNA. RefSeq lists its product as uncharacterized. The record is from RefSeq and is a predicted model, not a curated record. Bases 1 to 162 code for a protein of 53 amino acids. Lineage: Eukaryota; Fungi; Ascomycota; Leotiomycetes; Helotiales; Ploettnerulaceae. The transcript is spliced from 3 exons.